AUGAAUCACGUACAUUCCAAAUCGCAAGCAUGUACACUCGAUCUAAUCUCUGUGCUGCUAACACAGAUCAGUUUAGAGAAAGGACACUGGGUAGAUCACCAACCCGUCUCCAGUGUAGCUGAUGGUGAUGCCAUUCCGUUCCUGUCUCCAGACACUGAAGUUUAUGUUGAAUUUGCUAGAACGAUUCUCGUGGUGAGAGCGAAAGUAACAAAAGCCGAUGCUACAGAUCUCGGCGCAGACGAAAGGGUAUGGUAUUUUUUCCAGUGAAUACAAAACGCCGUUUUCGAAUAUUAAUUUUUUCUAAUCUGUUUAAGGUUGGAGUGGUGAACAAUUUUCUCCACAGCCUGUUCAAACAAGUGGAUGUCUUCCUGAAAGAGAAGCAAGUCACACAGGCUACCGGAACCUAUGCGUACCGUACUUACUUGGAAACCCUCUUUAAUCAUGGUCCCUCCGCAAAAAAUUCACAGCUCACUGCUGCUUUGUAUUACAAAGACACUGCUGGAAAAAUGAAUGUCGCAGAUACUACCACGGUCGCUGCCACAGGCAAUGCUGGUUUUCAGAGCAAGAUACGUUAUCAGCAAAGCAAAUGGAACUGUUGA
Paramuricea clavata is the source of this 599-nucleotide messenger RNA. NCBI's taxonomy places the organism in Eukaryota, Metazoa, Cnidaria, Anthozoa, Malacalcyonacea, Plexauridae. The record is from the annotation of a GenBank genome assembly.